CAUAUAUAUUCUCAUGCAGUUAUAUUGAACUUGUAUUUUCAGUGCCAAACUAUUUGGAGCGAGACCUUUUUCGUCCAAUUUUUAAAGGUCUUCAAUUUGUAGAAACAUUGAUAUUUUUAAACCACCAAUUAGUGUCUCGGAAGAUUGACAUAAUGGCGGCAGCGAAUUCAGUAGAAAAGCUUGAAAAGGAACUAUUUUGUGCGGUCUGUAUGCAGGUUCUGACCAGUCCAAAACGACUCAGUUCGUGUGACCAUUCAUUCUGUGAGAAAUGUUUGGUAAUGUUUCUCAAAUCUCAAAGUGAAAUGAUGGGAUCGCGGCAGUUAAAGUGUCCGAUGUGCCGGAAAGCAUCUUCCCUUCCAGAACAGGGUGUGUCCGGCUUUGAAUCAAACCCACUCGUAUGUAGGAUGAUUGAGACACUGAAGGCUAAAAUGAACUCAAGUCAAAAAGGAUGUGACAGCUGUGGAGAUACAGAAUCUUCACUGGUAACCUACUGCAGAGAUUGCUUUCAGUUGAUCUGCCAAUCUUGUUCAGACUCACACCAAAGGAUGAAACUGAAGUUUCGUAACCAUCGCACUGUUCUUCUCUCGGACAUCCAAAACGGGAAGGUGAAGGUAGAACUUCUGGAGGACUCUAAGAAGGUCGGCAAAUACAAGUGUGGCAAACAUGACUUCGAGAUGAAGAACUACUUCUGCAAAACUUGCAAAACACGCGUAUGCAGAGACUGUGUUGCCCUUGAACAUAGCACUAAAGGUGGCCAUGACUGUACAACGGUACUACAAGUAUACACCAGUAUGCAAGAGAAGGUAAGAAGUCUUCGGGCCAGAUGUCAGCAGCGAAAAGAAGCGAUUGAACGGGACAUUAAUGCGGCUGACGUGAAAGGGAGAGUUAGUGCCCCGAAGAAAUUUCAAGAGAUGCGAGAAAGUGUUGCUGUUGCCAAGCUUGCAGCAACCACGUAUCUAAACGAAGCAGAAGAACAACUGUUGUCAAAAGUAGGAAUGUUUGAAAAGGCAUUUAAAAGAAAUGUCCAGAUCAGCAGAGAGAAUACUACAAAGGAAGUAGAGAAUAUCAGUCGUAUGAUAUCAGAAGCAGAUAAUAUCACAGAAGCAAAUGAAGCACCCGAGUUUAGUGCUUUUCCAGAUGAGCUGAUCGACAAAAUGGAAAAACUCUUAGCCGAGGAAAGCAUAGUGGCUGCUAAUGAUGAAUUCUUAGCACUGGAAGGCACUUCGAUACAGAGUCAUCAUCUUGCAUUGACAAUGUCCUCCUAUGCCGAUGUCUUUUUAUCUGGAGUCUGGCAAGUCAAAUCUACAAUCAAACUGAACCCAAAUUCUUCCCCCGUACGAAUUUUCUGCAAUAAUGACCACAUCAUCCUGCAAACUAAACAAAACCUGUACAAAAGACCGCUUGAUGGGAGAGGUCGCUGGGAUGCCAGGCUUCUUAGUGUCCAGAACAACCGAUCUGUAGCAGGGGUAGCUGUUUCGUUUAGAGACCAGGCUGUAUAUUUAUCAUUCCGAGAAAGUGUGGACUUGGGAAUACGGAUGGCACGAAUUUCUGAAAUCAAAGGUGGUGAUGAUUGUUUCUCUUCCUUUGACCAGAUGAGAUCAGUUACACCGCCAUGUUGGUCAGCUGACACAGAAAUGAUGACGACCGAUUGCUCAGGAAGAAUCAUAAUUGUGGAGAACUGUUUGGGGAAAAUGUCACAGGUGUUCCCUUCCACUGCUAAAGUACCUAAACCAUUGCAGAGGAUCAACGAAGCAACUGCAUAUUCCCGGGGUUCCACCAUACAUCCAACAUCUCCUAACCCUCUGGCCGCCGGGCCAUCACCAGGAGCAACACCUCUAACAAAAAGCCCGACACUGAGUUUGAAGUCACCUGCUGUACGAAAGAAAGUUGCGGGAGCCCCUAAGAAAACCUCCAAGACUUCACCACAAAAUGAGAAGAUACAAAACGCAGGUUUUAACGUAUUUUCAUUGCGAUCUGCAACAGUAAACCGACACAAACCAAAUUUAUCUGUUUUUCAUGGUUUUGGAAACCCAGCAAGCGCCGGAAUUCAGAAAGAAAGUAAUAGCUUCCAAGUUCCAUUCGGGGUUUCACGUGUUGCGGUGGCUAAGACUGGUCAGUUGGCGUUUCUUCGAGAGGACAAGAAAGGGGUUGUAAUCACUGAUGAAGACGGGAGAAUCCAGCAUGAAGUCAAGGAACCUUUAGUGGAGUACUUGGCCAUCUCGUGCACGGAGAGUGACGCCCUCUACGUUCUGUCCGCCUCCUGGGGUAGUUGUAGCGUCACGCUCACCAAGCAUUCUUUAGAUGAUGGGCGUGUCCUCGAGUACAUCUUCGAUAAGCUCGAUGGCGUAGAAGUCAAUAAAGGGCAGGUUAUGGCGAAUUACGGCAAUGACCUUGUGGCCGUCAUUAUUGGUAAGGAGAUUCGAAUCUUUAAGAGGAAAGAAUGGACGGUUCUUGAUGACUAUGAUGAUUACGAGUCUGAUGACAGCGAUCUGUAGGGACUUACAUGACAUUAGGCAAGUGUGUCCAAAGGUACUGUAGAACCGUUAAAGCGAGAAAGCACAUUUUAUUUUAUUUUGUG
Molecule: messenger RNA, 2578 nt
Organism: Lytechinus variegatus (green sea urchin)
Lineage: Eukaryota; Metazoa; Echinodermata; Echinoidea; Temnopleuroida; Toxopneustidae
Exons: 2
Coding region: 153-2495 (780 amino acids)
Biological process (GO): positive regulation of DNA-templated transcription
Cellular component (GO): nucleoplasm; chromatin
Molecular function (GO): zinc ion binding; ubiquitin-protein transferase activity
Source: RefSeq, a predicted model, not a curated record